This is a messenger RNA of Bolinopsis microptera, 711 nucleotides long. Its product is annotated as RNA-binding protein Nova-2-like. The record is from RefSeq and is a predicted model, not a curated record. Gene Ontology annotation, molecular function: RNA binding. Bases 1 to 711 code for a protein of 236 amino acids. NCBI's taxonomy places the organism in Eukaryota, Metazoa, Ctenophora, Tentaculata, Lobata, Bolinopsidae. The transcript has a single exon.
AUGUGGAAAUCUAUGAUCAGCAGUCCCAGAGCCUCAACGUUAGUCUCCGCUAUCAGACUACGUUCCCUCCAACGGACCCUCUCAGUAGUAGCUAGUGAAGAAGUGGAGACUCAAAUUGUGGCAAAUGAGGCAGUGGAGAUAACAGAAGUGGAGUCUGAGAUUGCAGAGGACACCAUGUCACGUGUCAAGAUGGGCAUUCCUUUUUGGGUUACUAAAACAUUGAUUGGGGUGGGGGGUGCGAAUAUAAAGCAGAUGAGUAGCGAGUUUAAUUCCCUUAUCAAGGUCUCAAAAUAUGGAAAUAACUUCCCCGGUACCAGUGAGGCAGUGGUUUUGAUUGAAGGUGAGCGAGAUGACGUUAUUGCAGCUGUCAACAAGACUGUUGAUUUUGUCCGCUCCACAGAAAUUCCAGAGGGGAUAAAAGAUCGAGAAAGAGCUGAAAGGAGGCAAAAAUAUUCUCGUUUGAUAAUCCCUUCGUCUUUGUCUGGUAAAUUCAUCGGGAAAGGAGGAGCAGUAGCAACGAAAAUACGGGAACAAUUUGAGCUAGAAACCUUCAGUGUUCAAGGUAGGGAAUAUAUUCCAGAAGGGUUUGAAGAGAGGUCAAUAAUUAUUUCAGGGGAGGAAGAAAACGUCAAAGAGGCCAUGGCCCAUGUGAUGGAGGAGUUGCGAUCUCAAUCUGGACGCGCUCAGUUAGAUGAAAACUUAAACUAUUAG